Phymastichus coffea is the source of this 7449-nucleotide messenger RNA. RefSeq lists its product as uncharacterized. Lineage: Eukaryota; Metazoa; Arthropoda; Insecta; Hymenoptera; Eulophidae. The record is from RefSeq and is a predicted model, not a curated record. Gene Ontology annotation, cellular component: cilium; cytoplasmic microtubule. The coding region runs from base 283 to 6495 and encodes 2070 amino acids. The transcript has 31 exons. Gene Ontology annotation, biological process: microtubule cytoskeleton organization. Gene Ontology annotation, molecular function: microtubule binding.
UCGAGAGGUGGUGCGUUUUGAGUCAGAGAGAAGGGUCGAUCGUCCGGCAGAAGGCCUUACCAUGUGAGGAAACGCGCGGCUGCUUUGUUGCGCGCGCGAAGCACAAGAUCGCAGUGCUCUUUGUCUGCACGUAGCUGGCGAUCGGUCGAGAUCGAGAUCAUUGCGAGGAGUUGAACGAGCGAGCGACACAGAAAGCUUGGCCGAGAAAAGAUGCAGUGCUUGAAAAUGGCAUCGUCAUCGUCAAGAGCGAUGGCGUUCGAUGAUGAGAGGUAAAGAAAGGAUAUGCCCGGAUGCGGCGUACAGUUCGCAUCCAUGACGGGCUCGACGGAAUUGGGGCCAAUACAGCCCCAACAAGAUCAAGUUGUUGGGCCGUUACUCGACGAUAUACUAUUCGCCGACGAGCCACCGCCGCCACCUUAUCAACGACAUCCAAGACGUAAGAUGAACAGCCUCACAUCUACAGGACAAGGACAGCCGAUUCAGCUCACUCCGUUGUGGGAGUACGUUGUCCGCACGAAGAAGUUUCCGAAAGAUGCGGACGUCACGACGAUUUUCGCGGAGAUCGGGGAACGUCUGCACGAUCCCGAAUGGGAGGUACGUCAACACGCGUUACGAGUGCUCGUCGAUGUAUUACCAACUCUCGAUCACGAAAUCGUCGACGAGAUCGUUGAGCCGCUGUUACCCGAUCUCGUCGAUAAUCUCGGUAAUCCUGCGUUGGCGGUGAGGAAAGGAUCGCUAGACGCGCUUAGGAUUUAUUUGCUACAUUCGUCGAGAAGGGAUGACAUUACCAAGAAGAUCUUACACGACGGUCUCAAUCGCACGGAUGUCCUCGACGAGCACGAGACUAAUGUUGCUCAAGGCGUAAUUCUCAGCACGCCUUUGCUACUCUUCCCGUCGCGUUCGAGCAACCGACCAACCACGGAUGUAGUACGAGAGGCAUGUCGCGCGUUGGCUAUGCGUCUCGUGCAGGUGUCUCAACAGGAGUCGGCGUUGCGUUCGUUGGCUAAGAUCCGCGAGGUCAUCGGGUCUGAAGAGUUCGACGGUUAUCUUCGCGAAGUGGACGAUAGCAUGAAGAGGAAUUUCGAAUUGUUGUGCGAUGUUUAUGGGCUCGAGGGAGCGAGGAAGAGGAGAGCGAUGUCAAGGGCGGGACACGGGACGGAGCAAACGAUACGCCGCUACAGCUCCGCCGAAGAAACGAUCAAAGAUAUCGUAGCGAUCGACAAAACUUGGGGGAGCGAGGACGACUCCGACGAAUCGGGUAUCGAAGAUGAAGGUGCCUUAGCUUCGAGAAGUGGAUCGGGUAGUAGUAUCACUUCAGCACGAAUAAUUCUCGAGACUGAGAUUAAAUUCGACGAGGAGACCGCGAUUACGAUGACCAUACUAGAGGAGCAAGAGAAACAACCUGAGGGUAAACAAGGAAGCGACGAGUCAGAAGUCGAACAAGAGAAAAUGGCGAUCGAGUCUGCCGGUAGAACUGAGGCGGACGAGCGAAAAAAGACGCCGAGACGCGUACACUUCGGUGGUGAAAUCGUGAAGCUACGUACACCUGACAGCGAAGAUACCGAGUCUGUCUUAUCGGAUUUACUAACGCCAUCGAUACAAGAAUUACGUCCAACCAAGAUUCCAUUGCCAGUAUCGCCAGCAACAAGAUUGCCACCGCAUGAAAGGCGUCGGGUUCGUUCAUCUUCCCAGCCAACUGCCAACGAACGACGGAAAGAUCCAAUGAGAAGACGCUCGUCGUCGAGUAGUCCACGUCGAGAGAAUUAUUAUACUCACGACGCCAAUUUGAGCCCGAAAAAGAGCAUUCUAACGAAGAAUUCGGAUAACAGCAGACUUCUCAGUCCAUCGGUAACGCGACGACAAUCUCGUCGUGACUCGAUGAGCCCGUCGCCCGUCGUCAUUCAAGAAAUAACUGACGACGAGCCGUCGUUUCGCGUGUGCGACGAGUCGCCGCCGCCGCCGCCGCCACUACGGCCUAAAAACGUCAACCACGACAUGAGAACACCAAGUCCCAGUCCACUUGGCGAAGUCGUGCUGAACGCCAAGACACGUGAUAUCGAGAGUAUUUUUGGCGACAGAAGUGGUUUGGAUUUGCAAGAUAAAGGCAGGAAGGAACGAGAGAAUAUGAUAAGAUCGGGUUAUAGGUCGAAUUCGGCGUUGGAACAUACUUCCAAGUUCGAUUGGGAUGACGAGCUGACGAGUGGUCAUGACAGAAGAUAUCGACGAAGUCAGUCAGCAAAAAGUUCAGGUUUCGAGACGUUUCCUCGCCAAGAACGAAACUACAUUCUUAUGGAAUUGGCCAGUCCUGUAAAGGACUUAAGUAGACGUUCUUCGCUAGAAAGUAACACACCAAGCAAACAACCUUCAGCGAAUCAAAACGAAACUGCCAAUAAUGAUGAAAAAGAAGAUUCGAAACCUUCAACCCCAAAAAUCACGAUAAACGAUCAACCAGUUUCAGAUCAAGAAUCACAAGUAGAUUCGAAUAAAAUAAUCGAAAGUAUCGUGAGAGAGAAUAAACAAGAAGAAGUUGAGCAAACUGAUGUACGGUUAGACGACGAUCUAGAAAAAUCAGCGCUGGACGCUAGGGAAAGAUCGUCAGACAGUAGCAGUGAUGGAGAAUGGAAAAGUAAGGAACCUAGUUGGGAGGAACUUGGAAUUGUCGAUCAGGAAGUUUUGGACGAUUUUCAUAACAAAGACGACUGGCGCGCGCGGGUUCGCGGGUUAGAGCGUAUCGCCUCGGCGCUACGUGCACCAGCAGCACUGGAGGCAGUGGAACCAAGAGUGGGCUCGUUGCUUCACGCGGUUCUGAGUGGCGAGAGAAGCUGUCGCGUCGCAGCUGCUGGAAUGACCGUUGCCCGAGUGGUGCUCAGCGGGGUAUCCGAGGAAUCGCUAAAAGAUCGUUUAUCACUGAUCACUUGGGGUUUAGCACGGCAGGGCGGACCGAGCGCUGCUAAUCUCGCGAGGUUGGCGAUGCUCCGCACUGGUCCCGGAUUAUUUUUAGAAAGAUUGCUGCAAGCGCAAUGCAUCGACGCAAGGAAUGCUAAGAUGCGAGAGAACACGUUGCAGCUCUUGAUAUUCUCGCUCGUGACGUUCCCGAGCACCGAGUUCAAGGUGAAGACGGUCAUCGACAAAGUGGUGGCGAUGGUCGGCGAUCGCCGCAAAAGAGUUCGCCAUUCUGCCCUCGACACCUUAGCUGUACUAUCGCAAAUUUAUGACACUGAGGACAUAUUGGAAGCCGGCAAAAGAUUCACGAAAGGGAAGCAGGAUGGCCCGGCUAUUAAUGCGGCUAUCAAAACACGAUUAUCUCGACGAUUGUUACCGACAGUUUCGAUGGACGGCCUCGUCGUUUACGGAUUGCAAAUAACACCAAACUCACCGCAUACUGGAGCUGAUGUGGACUGGAUAGCUGCUGGCAGCGGUUCGGUUUCUCCUGGCACCGGUCGCACGAGAGGUCAAUUGAUUGCCAUGUUAAAAAUGGAAAACGAAACUGACGAAAGUAACGGCAUGAUUAAGAUCAAGAGUAGACCAGCAAGUGAACACAGCAUUUUAUCUAGUACGAGUGGAAGUAUGUUGGCAAAAAGCGAAAGAACUUCGUCCUGGAAACUGCUACCACAGAACGAUCAGAAUGACAAGCCACGCAAGAAUUUAAAUCGAAUAUCAAAAUCAGCUGAUUCGUCCAAAGUUCAUUUAGAGGAGUUGAAAAGUCGAGAGAAGGCAGACGAGAGAGCCAGUGAAAAUUACAAGCCUUAUGCUACUCCAAAAAGAAAAACAGCGCAAGAAGACGGCAAAGUACACAGAAGUAAACAGACCGAAGAAUUUUACGUGCAGGCAAAUACCCAGAGCUUCGAAAGUAACAAUCCAGCAGCGGACAGAGCGGUUCAGCAACGCCAAGAAUCACGGAUACCCGUGUACACGGGUGACCGAAUACCAUCGAGUACGAAGCACGACAUGAGUCGUGAGAAAAGUCCCGCUGACGCAACGCCGCGGAGAGACAGCUUCGUUGAUCUCGGCAAUGGCAACGGCUACUCGAGGAUGAAAGUCCAACCAGUGAGGAGUACGGCGCCGAGGGCGAGUUACGCGGCUACUUAUGCCAAUGGUUUCAGACAUACGCAGUUUGCUAAAUCGUUGGAAGAGAUAGACACCGAUUCUCAGACUACCAACUCGCCGCACGAUACGUUCAAGGAGGUCAAUCAGAAAGCCGUGAGUUUCGAGAAAUUAAAUCAUGACGUCGACGGCAGUCAACAAAAUUUUCGUGCCAGUUCGAGAAACGCGCCGCAUCAUCGGUCCUCGAUCACGACUGAAACAUACGAGACGAUAUAUCAACGACAACGUCGUAAGAAAGACGAAAAGAACGCGAGAGCUUAUGAUAUGGCACCGAGUCCGCCGUUUUAUAGAGGAUAUGAUCAUCAAGCUUAUCGUACGCUAAGCAGGACGCUCAUUCGUAAUGGUCAGAAUACGACUGAAAUGCAGCCGGAACACCGAAAUGCGCAAAAAAAACGUAUUUUUGCCUCGCCGUUCGACGGUUCUGAAAAAUCUACCAGUAAAGGCGACAAAGAUCCGGCGAUCCAAGAAACAAACGUCGACGAUCAUCGUCAGCAGUUAAAUUCGACAACAGACCCGCUGACAGGCAGCAGGUCGUCGAAUCUCAACGUCGAACGCGAAGCCUCGCCGCCACGAAAUCACGGUGUGAACGAAGCGAGGAGCGGCAGCAGUAGCGGAAGUAGUUUGUCGUCGAAUCGAUCGUCCACGAGUGUUCGUCUUCUUCGGAGUACCGGCAGCAGCAGUAACAGACAACCGAUCGUCGUGUCACCGGCUCGCACCGAAAGCGAUGAGUCUGACAAGGCUUUCGAUAUUAUCUCUCUCAAGAGCCGUUCUAGUCGUCUCGUGCACGACCUGUCCACCAAAACGAGCGUCAAGCAAGCAUCCGAUUGUCCGACGUCGAAUGGCGACGAACGCGGAGCCACCGAUCAUCCCAUACCGAAAUCACCAUCAACGGACUCGUCAUCCGAUCGGCUUAGCGUCGACUUGGUGAACGCGACAAAUCUCGACCGAUCGAAAACAAUUCAAUCGCCGAGCAAGUCCGUCAAAAGCAGUUCUCGUCAAUUCUCCCUCGAAUCUCUAUUGGCAUCCAAACCCUUGUGCAAUGGUUACGAUCGCGCCAAGUCUCGACCAGUUUCAGCAACUAGACCCGUCAGCCCAGCAAGUUCUACGGUCGAAGAGGUGAGCGGAGCUAAUGACAGUAGAGAACCUUCGGGCGAAGAAGAGGAAGAGGAGGAGGUGGUGGUGGCGGAGGAGGAGGAGGAAGAGGACGAGGAGGAGGAGGAGGAGGAGGAGGAGGACGUUGAAGUGGCUUUCGAGACAUUAGACUUUGGAAAUGGGAGGACAGGCGAGGCGGUAAGCAUUACGUCGAUCGUUGUUGCUUCUUCGUCAGUUAGAUCGAAAACGCCGUUCGACGACGAGAACGAGCUGCGUAAUAUCGAGUCUAAAGCUUCGGUUUACAGCUGCAAUAGUAGAAAUAUGUCGCCCAAUUCUGGAAGUAGGAGUCCAAAGAGGUUUAUCAGCGCGUAUAGCGUGUCAAAAGGAUCGGACAUAUCAGGUGAAUCGGAGACUCCACCGUUACCGAUUGGCUUUGACGGCUCUGACCGCGAAAGCAGCUCUGAUAGUAUCGAUAACGUUGGCGUCAAACCACAGCCGUCUCGUUUGGCAACGCCAAUCGAUCUGCCAAAGAGGUUACUAAAGGUCUCACCUUGCAAAAUGAGACCGCGGUCGAAUUGUCAUCGAGCAGUGUCAGUGCCGACGAGUCGUCACGUAGAGAAGUCGUCAAAGGUGGUUCAACAGUGCUUUGCACAGCUGGAAAGUAAAGACUGGGAAGUGACGUUAAAGGGACUGAGGAGUCUGUCGCAGAUGGCACGCGAGGAGCCGGAACUAUUAGACGCCUGUGCGCCUGGUCUAGUUGCGAGGCUCCUCGGCAAGCACGUGAAAAAUCUGCGCUCCCAGGUUGCCAGAGUUGCGUGUUCGGCAGCCGGCGACGUAUUCAGCUCGCACAUACGAGGAAUCGAUCAUCAGGAUCUCGACGAAAUAGCGGGUCCACUGCUGCAUCGGACCGCGGACACGAACAGAUUUUUACGCGAGGACUGCAAUCGCGCGCUCGACGCGAUGAUCGAGCAUCUGCCGCCGCAGCGCACGAUCUUGACGAUCGCCAAUCGCGGAGCUUGCCAUCAGAACACGAUAGUGCACGCGACGACGGCCCGACUCUUGUUCAUAAUCGUCAGCGACAUUGGUCCGGAACACGUGAUGAUCCUGCCGCGGGACGUCAGGGAUAAGCUACUUUCGACUGUCGCUAAACUUCUCACCGAUGGCAAUUUGCAAGCGAGGAAACACGCGAAAGAAACGUUCCGACUACUAGCUCCUUACGAUGGCUUUCGUAAAGCUUUAACGGAUGCCGUACCCGAGACGACGUUACGGCUGAUCGAUAAGACACUGCGCUCGCUAUAACGUUGAUAUUUUUUCUCUAUUGUAAAUAAUAUAUUCAUUUUCUGACCACGUAGUGAGGGAGAGAUCUGAAAGCUAUUUAAAAUAAAUUAUCUUUCGGACGGUAUAUAACGCUCUGUGUGUGUGUGUGUGUGUGUGUGUGUGUGUGUGUGUGUGUGUGUGUGUGCAAUAAACGAUGAAUCGAGAAAGUUUUAUUGUAUGGUGUAAAGGGGUGAAUUGUUUUUUUUACAUGACACAAGAUAUCGAAUCGUAUUUUUAGUACCUUAUCUAACGCCCAUUUGUAUACCAAACGCACAUAUGCAUCUCGCAACAUGGAGGGAAGAUUGGACGAAUUUAGUUGAUUUUGGUUUAUUUUGAAGAGUGGGAUAUCAUUUCAAUCGCGUCGAUUCGCUGUUUAAAAUUUAAAUUGCGAGAUAUCGUUUGAUUAUCUUCGGUAACGUAGAGUAGAGUGCUCUAUACGCCUGGACUUGGAUGAGUUCAUCGACUCAUUUGGUUGAGCCACGUGAAACUCGCCAAUAUCUAUAUAACGUUUGGAAAAAGUAUAACAUUGCUUCAUGCAAUGCUAUUAUAUUUUGAGCUGAGUUUCAAAAGUGCAACGGUAGACGAAUUAGAUUAGUAUGUAUAUUGUUUUUUUCGUUGGCUUCGAAAUUUCGUCGAGUUGAAAGAAAAGAAAUACGUUAUUAGCAGAUUUCAUCCAUCUUUGCACUUGUACAUAAACACGUAUUAUCGAGUCCCUUGUCAUAACGCAUAUUGCGACAUUACGAUAGCAGUAAUUGAUUGAUAAUCAUUUUGUUAAAAGGAACACAGUCAUUAACGAGAUUGAAAUUCUUUAUUGAAUAAAAAGAAGAUAAAAAAAUUGUAUUGUAUAUUUUAUUUAUUAUUAAAAAUCAAAAGACAAUGGUAAACAUCGAUUACUUGAUUAACUCAAACUUUGAAACUUAUUAACAUAAUGGCAUU